CCCAAGCGAUAGUGCAAGAGGAGCAGGAGGUAGAAGAAGAGGCGCCGCCAUGGCACAGAUGCUCCUGCAUGGGGUGAUUGAGGCAAACAUUCUGGAGGCAGACCUGUCCGUGGCGUCAGGCGGGCAGCUAAGACAGCCCCGGAAGACUGCGAUGAAGAGAAAGGUCUUCUCAUGGAUCAAGAAGAUAUCCUUCUGCAACAGCCAGUGCAUGCAGCAGCUGGAGAACGCCAUUGGCCUCGGCGCCACGACCGGCAAGCUGUACGCGACGGUGGACAUCGACAAGGCGCGCGUCGGCCGGACGCGCAUGCUCGAUCCCACCAACGUUCCCAAGUGGGGGGAGUCCUUCCACAUCUACUGCGCCCACGACGCCAGCCACGUCAUCUUCACCGUCAAGGCCAACAACGCCGUCGGCGCCACGCUCAUCGGCCGCGCCUACCUCCCCACCGACGGUGCGGUCCUCGCGGGCCAGACGGUGGACCAGUGGCUCCCCAUCUGCGACGACAAGGGCCUCCCACUGGAUGGAGGGGACAAGAUACACGUCCAGCUCCGCUUCACCGACGUGGUCGCGGACCCGGAGGCCCGCUGGGGCGCCGGCGUCGGUACCGCGGGAUACCUCGGAGUGCCGCGAACCUUCUACGGCCAGCGCCGCGGCUGCCGAGUCAGGCUGUACCAGGACGCCCACAUCUCCGAUGCCUUUGCGCCGCGGAUACAGCUCGCCGGAGGGAGGCCCUACGAGCCGCAGCGAUGCUGGGAGGAUGUGUUCGAGGCGAUCACCAAUGCCCGGAGGAUGGUGUACAUCGCCGGAUGGUCUGUCAACACCGACGUCGCGCUGGUGCGGGACCCGCGCAAGCCCUCGUCGGGGACGCUCGGCGAGCUGCUCAAGAGGAAGGCGGCCAGCGGCGUUACAGUGCUGAUGCUGGUGUGGGACGAUCGGACGUCGCUGGGGCUGGGCGCGAUCCGGCGGGACGGGCUGAUGGCCACGCACGACGAGGACACGGCGACGUACUUCCGUGGCACUGGCGUGCGCUGCAUCCUGUGUCCCCGGAAUCCCGGCCAGGGCCGCCUGAGCUACGUGCAAGACGUGGAAACAGUCGCCAUGUUCACCCACCACCAGAAGACGGUGAUCGUCGAUGGCGGCGGUGGCAACCCAGCAGGGAACGCGUCUCCAGGCCUCGUUAGCUUCCUCGGCGGCAUCGACCUCUGCGACGGGAGGUACGACACGCAGGAGCACCCCCUGUUCCGGACGCUCGGCACCACGCACCGUGCCGACUUCCACCAGCCCAACUUCCCCGGCGCGUCGAUCAGCAAGGGCGGGCCAAGGGAGCCGUGGCACGACAUCCACUGCCGCAUCGAAGGCCCCGCGGCGUGGGACGUGCUCGACAACUUCGAGCAGCGGUGGCGAAGGCAAGGCGACGGUGACGAGUACCUUGUCAACCUCGACAAGGGCUGGUCGGCGCAAGAGGCGAUCCAGGACGCCGAAUCGUGGAACGUGCAGGUGUUCCGGUCCAUCGACGGCGGCGCCGCGGCGGGGUUCCCAGACAUACCCGCGGAGGCUUCACGUAUUGGGCUCCAGACCGGAAAGGACCACGUGGUCGAGCGCAGCAUCCAGGACGCGUACAUCCACGCCAUCCGCCGCGCCCGGGACUUCAUCUACAUCGAGAACCAGUACUUCCUGGGGAGCUCCUACGCGUGGCGGCGCGAUGACGGCGUCACCGUGGAGGACAUCAACGCGCUGCACCUCAUCCCCAAGGAGCUCUCGCUGAAGAUCGUCAGCAAGAUCGAGGCCGGCGAGCGGUUCGCGGUCUACGUUGUAGUGCCGAUGUGGCCCGAGGGCGUGCCGGAGAGCGGCUCCGUGCAGGCCAUCCUGGACUGGCAGCGCCGGACCAUGGAGAUGAUGUACAAGGACGUGGCGCUGGCGAUCCAGGCCAAGGGCAUCCAGGCCCACCCCAAGGACUACCUCACCUUCUUCUGCCUCGGCAACCGGGAGGCGUACACCCCCGGCGAGUACUCGCCGCCGGAGAGGCCCGAACCUGACACCGACUACAUAAGGGCACAGCAGGCCAGGCGCUUCAUGAUCUACGUCCACGCAAAGACCAUGAUAGUCGACGACGAGUACGUCAUCAUCGGAUCCGCGAACAUCAACCAGCGUUCCAUGGACGGCGGCCGGGAUUCGGAGAUCGCCAUGGGCGCCUACCAGCCGAGCUACCUCGCGUCCAGCAGCCGACCGGCGAGGGGGCAGGUGCACGGCCUACGGCUCGCCCUGUGGCAGGAGCACCUCGGCCAGACCGCGGCGGCUGCCGGCGCGAGCGACCUCCUCCGGCCUUCGAGCGUGUCGUGCGUGCGGAGGGUGAACCAGGUGGCGCAGCAGCACUGGGAGAUGUACGCUAGCGACGUGCCUCACGACCUGCCAGGUCACCUCAUGGCUUACCCCAUCGGCGUGAGCGCCGGCGGGGAGCUGCAGGAGACGACGCCCUUCUUCCCCGACACUAAGGCCAGGGUGUUCGGCAACAGGUCGACCUACCUCCCGCCGAUCCUCACUACUUGAACACAAGAUCCAUCUCUACGAUAUCGAUGACUCCCUCUCGCUGAGAUCGAUGGAAAACCAGUAGUAUGUGAAUGUGUUGUAACUGUAACUUCGUCGUGUGGAUAAGUGGAUGGACGUGUUGGUGGAGCUAUAUACAAAAUGUGAUUGAAUUCCUAGUGUUGGAUAAAAGAAUUGUUUGUACAUGCGAGUAAAAUUGUGAUAAAGGGAAAAUAUUAAUGUGGUGAA
Molecule: messenger RNA, 2770 nt
Organism: Lolium rigidum
Lineage: Eukaryota; Viridiplantae; Streptophyta; Magnoliopsida; Poales; Poaceae
Product: phospholipase D alpha 1-like
Exons: 4
Coding region: 50-2545 (831 amino acids)
Biological process (GO): phosphatidylcholine metabolic process; phospholipid catabolic process
Cellular component (GO): plasma membrane
Molecular function (GO): calcium ion binding; D-type glycerophospholipase activity
Source: RefSeq, a predicted model, not a curated record